This is a messenger RNA of Zalophus californianus (California sea lion), 1604 nucleotides long. RefSeq names its product olfactory receptor 1440-like. The coding region runs from base 660 to 1604 and encodes 314 amino acids. Gene Ontology annotation, biological process: sensory perception of smell; G protein-coupled receptor signaling pathway. Gene Ontology annotation, cellular component: membrane. The transcript is spliced from 3 exons. The record is from RefSeq and is a predicted model, not a curated record. Gene Ontology annotation, molecular function: olfactory receptor activity; odorant binding; G protein-coupled receptor activity. NCBI's taxonomy places the organism in Eukaryota, Metazoa, Chordata, Mammalia, Carnivora, Otariidae.
GCGAAGGUGCUUUCAUUCACCACGUGGAGGGUAUUGCGGGGUUGGGUCUCGUCGCCAAGACCCGAGGGGUGGAGAGCCCCUCACCCGGUCUAAGACCGCACACUAAGCUCCUUAGUGUUUGUUCCCAGUGCCGUCAGCUCGUAGGGCUGGCAAGUUUUUCUUGUGGGUGACAGACGUGCCGACAGCCUUAAGAACGUUUGUCUAUACAGCCAGACCCGAAAACCAGGGCCCCGCCGGCGGGUCAGAAAUCUGGUGAAGGAUGGUUCCCAGCCGGAGAUGUGACUCAUAAGCACGUGUCUCUAUCUGAAAGAGUCCUUGGAACCUGUUUUCUCACCGCUCCUUUAAUAGACGGGGCGUGAACGAUUGGUUAGGGCCAAACGCUGCGCAGUUACCGCCGGGAGCAUUACUGUCAGGACUGACGACGGGGGUGCGGUUUUCUUGGUUAUGGGUCUCCUGACGUUCCGGAUAUAAAAGCGUUCAUCGAGGGCCUGCCGCUCUCCAGCCUUUAAGCAAACUUAGGCUGCAAAGACCCAGUCCUGGUCCUCAGUGCGGCGACAAGACACGCUACCAGAAGCACCCAAUCAAUCGCCUUGACGGUGGGAAACUGGCUUUUGCAGCGUUACCCUGCCGACACCAGAAAUCCUAGGAUCACUAAUGCAAUGGCUGGGGGAAAGAACGGUACAGCAGUUAUGAAGUUCAUUCUCUUGGGAUUCUCUGAAUUUCCAAAGCUCACCAUUGUCCUUUUUUCAAUAUUCCUAGGGAUCUUCCUCAUGACAGUGUUCUGGAAUCUGGGCCUCAUCACACUCAUCAGGGUGGACUCCCAUCUGCACACACCUAUGUACUUUUUCCUCAGUAACCUGUCUUUGCUGGACAUCUGCUAUGUUUCCACUAUAGCGCCCAAGAUGCUCUCAGAUUUCUUCCAGAAGCAGAAAUCCAUCUCCUUUGUGGGGUGCACUAUGCAGUACUUCUUCUUCUCUAGACUGGGUCUGACUGAGUGCUGUCUCCUGGCAGCCAUGGCUUAUGACCGUUAUGCUGCCAUUUGUAAUCCUCUGCUCUACACUGCCAUCAUGUCACCCACCCUCUGUGUGCAGAUGGUGGCAGGAUCUUGUGUAACUGGAUUCUCUGGCUCAUUUAUCCAACUCUGUGCCUUACUUCAGCUCCAUUUCUGUGGGCCAAAUGUCAUCAAUCAUUUCUUCUGUGAUCUUCCCCAACUGCUAAUCCUAUCCUGCUCUGAUACCUUUUUCUUUCAAAUCAUGACCUCUGUGCUCACAGUGAUCUUUGGACUCGCAUCUGUCUUGGUUAUCAUGAUAUCCUAUGGUUAUAUUGUUGCCACCAUUCGGAAGAUCACCUCGGCUGAAGGCAGGUCCAAGGCCUUCAACACCUGUGCUUCUCACCUGACAGCAGUGACUCUCUUCUUUGGCUCAGGUAUUUUUGUUUAUAUGUAUCCUAAUUCCAGUGGUUCCUUGAGCCAAAACAAGUUGGCAUCAGUUUUAUACACUGUUAUAAUCCCCAUGCUAAAUCCAUUGAUCUACAGCUUAAGGAACAAGGAAAUCAAAGAUGCCCUAAACAGAUGGAAGAAGAGAAACUUUUUCUGUUGUUACUAA